AUGUCUUCUCCUCGUGUUAUUGUCGUUGGCGGUGGCCUUUCCGGCCUCAGCGCAGCCCACACUGUCUAUCUCAAUGGAGGCAGCGUCCUGCUUCUGGACAAGAACAACUUCUUUGGUGGUAACUCGACCAAGGCCACCUCUGGCAUCAACGGUGCCUUGACCCGGACGCAGGUCGACCUCGGCAUCCAGGACAGUGUCAAGGCAUUCUACGAGGACACACUCAAAUCAGCCCGUGACAAGGCCCGGCCAGACCUCAUCCGAGUCCUGACGUAUCAGUCCGCAGCGGCCGUCGAAUGGCUGCAGGAUGUUUUCAACCUCGAUUUGACGCUUGUCUCGCGACUUGGUGGACAUUCCUUCCCUCGAACACACAGAGGACACGAUGCCAAAUUCCCCGGCAUGGCCAUCACCUAUGCGUUGAUGCAGAGAUUGGAAGAGCUGUGCGAGUCCGACCCUGAAAGAGUACAGGUCAUCAAGAAGGCCAAAGUCACAUCGUUGAACCACGAGGGUAACCUCGUGACCGGCGUCACGUAUGAGUAUGGCGGCGAGAAGCACUCGGUGGACGGCGUGGUAAUUCUCGCCACCGGCGGCUACGCUGCGGAUUUUGGUCCCGACUCUCUGCUCAAGAAACACAGACCUGAUACUUUCGACUUGUCGUCCACCAACGGCACUCACGCCACCGGAGAUGGCCACAAGAUGUUGAUGGCCAUCGGCGCCAACGACAUUGACAUGGACAAGGUCCAAGUCCAUCCCACCGGUCUGGUAGAUCCCAAGGAUCCUCAUUCGAAGUGGAAGUUCUUGGCUGCCGAAGCCCUCCGAGGCGAAGGCGGUAUUCUUCUGAACAGCGAUGGACAGCGAUUCUGCGAUGAUCUCGGUCACCGGGACUACGUGUCGGGAAAAAUGUGGGAAGAACGGGACAAGGGCAAGUGGCCCAUCCGACUUGUGCUCAACUCCAAGGCGUCCAACGUCUUGGACUUCCAUACCCGCCACUACUCUGGUCGUGGUCUGAUGAAGAAGAUGACUGGCCGAGAGUUGGCCAAGGAGAUUGGCUGCGGAGAGGAGGCCCUCGACCGACAGUUCAAGGAAUACAACGCCAUCGCCGAGGGUAAGAAGAAGGAUCCUUGGGGCAAGAAGUAUUUCCACAACAUGCCCUUCGAUAUUAACGAUACUUUCCACGUCGCCGUGAUGGAGCCUGUUCUUCACUUCACCAUGGGUGGAAUGGAGAUCAACGACAAGGCGCAAGUCCUAAACAAGGAACACAAGCCCUUCGAGGCAUUGUGGGCCUGUGGUGAGUUGGCCGGUGGUGUUCACGGUGCCAACCGUUUGGGUGGAUCGUCGCUUUUGGGUUGUGUGGUUUACGGUCGUGUUGCCGGAGCUUCGGCAUCCCAAUAUUUGUUCCAGAAACUCACGGCUGGAGGUGCCACCGGGGCAGCACAACGUCUGGGUCAGAUUUCGCUACAUAUUGACCCUAACAGCCCUGGCAAGAUUUCAGUGGAGUGGGGCAGCGGCAGUUCUGGAGCAACUGGAUCAUCUGGCGGCUCUGGAGGCUCGGCCGGUACUGAAACCACGGCAAAGCAGGCUCAGAAGACGGCUGCUCCCGUGAUGGAUGGCAACAAAAGCCAAGAUCCUGGCAAGAAAAAGGAACACAACGACAUAAGCUCGUUUAAGGUCCCAGAGAAGGAGUUCAGCUUGGAAGAGAUUGCCAAGCACAACAAGAAGGAUGACCUCUGGAUCGCCGUCAAGGGCGUUGUUAUGGAUGUCACCAACUGGCUCGAUGAGCACCCGGGUGGCCCUCAGGCCCUUUUCAGCCACAUGGGCCGGGAUGCCACUGAAGAGUUCGAAAUGCUGCACGACGACGAAGUCAUCCCCAAAUAUGCCGCGGACAUUGUCAUCGGGCGUGUCAAGGGUCAAGAGGUGCGACUAGAGUACUAA
Exophiala dermatitidis NIH/UT8656 is the source of this 1929-nucleotide messenger RNA. RefSeq names its product aromatic-L-amino-acid decarboxylase. Gene Ontology annotation, molecular function: FMN binding; oxidoreductase activity. Lineage: Eukaryota; Fungi; Ascomycota; Eurotiomycetes; Chaetothyriales; Herpotrichiellaceae. Bases 1 to 1929 code for a protein of 642 amino acids. The record is from RefSeq and is a predicted model, not a curated record. The transcript is spliced from 5 exons.